CAAACCCCCGAAGUUCCUCCCACUGCCUUGAACAAGAGUCAAGACUGCUAGAGACAUUAGACAGCAUAGAGCUAUACUACUACGUUUCAGCAUGCACGCACGAUCUCUCACGCUCGUCCAUAGGAGUCUACUGAGGCCUUCUCACCUGGCUCCACAAUCCAUAGCAUCGCAUGUCAGCCGCCGAUAUGAGUCCACUAGAGUGGCCACACCAGCAGCUUCCCCAACGGUUGCUCCAGCCGCCCCAAAGCCAGUUGUCGCGCCAGUAGGCACAACCAUAUAUAAUGGGCCGUUAACGACGACGCUUAUGCUGCUGAAGCGGGUAAGCGCAACAACAUUUGGCCUCUCAACGGUCGCCGCACCACUUCUGCUCUUUGCGGAAUACUCGAACCUAGCGGUCGUGGGCACCAUGAUGGGAGCGGCGAUAGUAACGUCGGGGAUAUCGACCAUCCUCGUCCAAUACUGCGUCAACCCAUACGUCACACGGGUCCUUCUCUCUCCAUCCUCUCUUCCGCCGAGCCGCACGGCCGUCCUCGAGACUCUCACCUUUUUCGGCAACCGCCGCCACACAGCCGUCCGUAUAUCUGAUAUCGUACCCGCACAGGACAGGCCUUUCGCUACGUGGAAGGUGCGCGACAAUGCAACCACGAGCGAUAACGGGGACCAGGAGCUGCUGGAGUUACUCGGAGGACAGCAUAGGGCCGGGAUGAAGAGGCGGAGGUUCUAUGUGCACCCGGAGCUGGAUGAAGGGUUCAGCUUGGAGAUGGCGGAGGUGGUGCAGAGGGUGAAGCGGUCGGGGCGCAUUCAGGAUGUGGAGACGCAGGAGUAUAUGCGCGAGGAUAAGGAGGGAGCGCAGAAAUGGGAUGAUGUUGUUAAGAAGCUGCGCAAUGCUAAGAAGAAUGUAGAGUAGAAUCUAUGCUGAGAUAGCGUAGAUUGGCUGGGCAGAAGCAUUGGGCUUGCGUUUUUGAAUGGAACACACUGCCAACACGAUAUCACGACGAUUCUCUGCGGAUUCCGUUACCUUCCCAAGAUUUCUGGUUACGGAGCUGGAGAGAAGACGACGGCUUGGUGGACUAGCUUCUCGGGUACAUUAUUCUAAAGUUUGGGUAGAGUUAUUCGGCAUCACAUACGCAGCUCUUGUAUAUACCAGGUAACAACGAAAGAAAAGUC
Fimicolochytrium jonesii is the source of this 1167-nucleotide messenger RNA. RefSeq lists its product as uncharacterized. Gene Ontology annotation, biological process: mitochondrial proton-transporting ATP synthase complex assembly. The transcript is spliced from 3 exons. The record is from RefSeq and is a predicted model, not a curated record. The coding region runs from base 92 to 907 and encodes 271 amino acids. NCBI's taxonomy places the organism in Eukaryota, Fungi, Chytridiomycota, Chytridiomycetes, Spizellomycetales, Powellomycetaceae. Gene Ontology annotation, cellular component: mitochondrial membrane.